This is a messenger RNA of Jatropha curcas, 948 nucleotides long. The record is from RefSeq and is a predicted model, not a curated record. NCBI's taxonomy places the organism in Eukaryota, Viridiplantae, Streptophyta, Magnoliopsida, Malpighiales, Euphorbiaceae.
AUGGAAAUUGACACAGGAUGCGACUACUGUGGUGCUGCUGAAACGUUAGCUCAUGCCCUUGUUGAGUGUCCAAAAGCAAGAUUUUGUUGGCAGUUUUUUGCUGUUGAACUUCAUAUUGGAAAAUUUUCAAAUUUCUUACAGAUGUUCGAAUAUUUACACAAGGUAUGGGAGAGCGAAUUUUUAGAGAGUUUUAUUAUGUGUAUGGGACUAUGGAGUGUUUGGUCAAGCCGUAAUGAGCUGAAAUGGAAUCAAGUGGAAGAAGGACCUUAUCCUGUGGUUACUCGAGUCAGAAGUAGUCAAUGGUUCCCACCACCUGUUGGUACUUUUAAAAUCAAUUUUGAUGCUACCCUUUUUCCCUCUGUUGGCCAUGGAACUGUCGGCGCUGUCAUUUCAAAUUGCAACAGGGGGUUUGUAUCAGCAGCAACGUCUUCAUUGCAAGGUUGUUCUUCUCCAGCAGUAGCAGAAGCUCAGGCGCUAAGAAAGCAAAAUAAAACCAAAACUUUUAAAAUAAACUUUGAUGCCGCUCUUCUCCCCUCUGUCGGCCAUGGAGCUGUUGGUGCUGUAAUCUCAAACUGCCAUGGCGGGUUCGUUUCAGCAGCAACGUCAUCACUACAAGGCUGUUCUUCUCCAGCAGUAGCAGAAGCUCAGGCACUAAGAAAAGUAUUAUCAUGGGUGCUUUCCGGUCAUCCUAAUCUGACGAUUCAGGUUGAGACUGACUGUCUGCAAGUUUAUCAUGCUAUGAAAAGUUCUGCAAACGACUGGUCUGAGUUUGGCGUUGUCAUUUCUGAAUGUAAACUACUAUUAGUCCAAUUGCCUAGUGUCUCCUUGGCUUGGAUUAGAAGACAAGCAAAUGAUAUAGCUCAUGUGUUGGCUAAAUCAGUUCCUAGUGAGGCUUGCUUUCAAAUUUGGGAUGAUGCUCCCAAUUGUAUCGCUCAUUUCUUUCAUUAA